UGUCCCGGAUAUCGUGGAGACAGCGGCAUACCCCUUUUCAAUUUCCUUCCCAGUAUAUAGAUUGAUCUUCUCGCUUCUGAUCCUAUCUGCACCACAUACUUACCUGCUUUCCCUUCAUUAUCACUGUCAUUCAGCAUGAACCAUGCACUCAAUUACCAACCCGUCUGUCAGUCACUCACAUAUCCAUCUAUGACCGGCACGUCCUCCAACCAACUCGGAACAUUCCAUACAUACACACAUACAUACAUAUACAUACACAAAUUUUCUUAUUCCUCAUCCUCUCUAUCCUUAUUUCCCCUUAAUCGCAGGCCGAGCUCAGAGAUUCCAGGUACACUUUCUGUUCUUCUCCCUAGCUUCAUUUCCGCUAUCGGAGUAAUCUGCUGCACUUACAGUUUCAAGUGGAAUGAUCCGUUUCAUGUCCGAAUAGACAAUCACCUACUACUUAUCCCCUACUUACUAGAUUGAGUUCAAUGGGAAAAAGGGCACCCAAAGGAAAGAAAUAUUAAACGGAGUUGAUUUGCUUUCCCAUUUAUGAGAUACUUGUCAAUAUAAUGUGUAUUGCAGUAUAACAAACAAUGCAUACAGUAA
Aspergillus ibericus CBS 121593 is the source of this 588-nucleotide messenger RNA. RefSeq lists its product as uncharacterized. Bases 136 to 465 code for a protein of 109 amino acids. The transcript has a single exon. NCBI's taxonomy places the organism in Eukaryota, Fungi, Ascomycota, Eurotiomycetes, Eurotiales, Aspergillaceae. The record is from RefSeq and is a predicted model, not a curated record.